Messenger RNA from Polychytrium aggregatum, 1494 nucleotides. RefSeq lists its product as uncharacterized. The coding region runs from base 183 to 1274 and encodes 363 amino acids. Gene Ontology annotation, biological process: establishment of mitochondrion localization; protein insertion into mitochondrial outer membrane; mitochondrial outer membrane translocase complex assembly. The transcript has 4 exons. The record is from RefSeq and is a predicted model, not a curated record. Lineage: Eukaryota; Fungi; Chytridiomycota; Chytridiomycetes; Polychytriales. Gene Ontology annotation, cellular component: ERMES complex; SAM complex.
GCCUGUGAUCGGUCUUCCCUUUCCUGAAACGAUUUGAUCUCGGUCGCCUGAAUACCUCUGGGCUGCGGCCACAUCGCCAGUCCCCGUUGCUAUUGGGCUAAACCGCUUGCCCUGUCUCUGCAUAUCCUCGGCAUUGGCCAUUUCAUUGGGCUCUGAGUCAAGGCGACCGCCCACCUACUACCAUGCUCGAUUUCAUGAACUAUUGCCUCCAGCAGUACUACAAGACUUUCGGAUGGACUGAGCAAAACUACUACUCGUCCUUAUCAAGUGCAUCAGACUCCAUCCUCAAUUUCGAAACCCCGCACGGUCUUGGUCUGAGACUUGGAAAGCCCAUCUCUCCUUUGCUCUUUGCCUCGUAUUCGCUGGGGCUUCCCAGCGACAAAUCCAUCGGAUUUCUGUUCUCCUCCCUCCCUCUCAAGAUUUCGCCUCUCCCCCUCGUCGAGAAACCUUGGCCGAUAUCCCUUCCAUUUGAUCUCGAGGAUUCCAUCACCGUUACUUCUCAAGAAACCACCGGCACCCUCCCCGAGACCAACCAUAGUCACCUGUCCAACCCGGAGGCUCUGGCCAAGCUUGCACAGCAGAUCUUGACUUGGACCCACUCCAGGCUCCCAACCCUCGAAGAGGAUUAUUUGCUUUACGGACGCCUUGAUCAGGAUUUUUCACUCGAAGGUCUCUACAGUCGACGUUUGUUGAAAUCGACCUUCUUGGUCGUGUCGGGAACAAACUCCUGGUCGACGCCAGCUUCAUCGAUACACACUCAACUCCUCCACAACAGCUCCCGAUGGUGCGGAGAGCUAAGCUACACGAGCGAAGAUCACAUCUUUGGCCUGAGUGGGCUAUAUCGCUUCCUCAAUUCCGGCUGGGCUGUCGGUGGAGAGCUCUACUAUACCGCACGAGAGCGCAGCGGUGGGCUAUCGCUAGGUGCUCGCUACAGUCGGCAAUACGCCGAAACGGCGCACUCGGUCAUGAGCUUCGUCUGCAAUCCGAUGAUGGGUCAUCUCUCGGCCACAUACACAGCCACGGUGCGCCCUCACCUCGAUAUCUCAACCCGAUAUGACCUCAACGUAUUCAGCUUCGAGUCUGAUGUCUCGGCCGGCCUCGAGUAUUCGCCCAUUGACAAGGCUCAUGUGUUCAAGACCAGUGUCAGCCUUGCAGAGGGAUUCGCCGUAAAGUUCGAAAGUCGAUUUCAUCGCCUGAUUGCGAGCGUGGGUCUGAAAACAGGCUUCCAGCGUCAUUCGAUGCAAUCGCUUGGACUUGAGUUGCAAUUUUGCUGACACUGUAUGACUAAAGUAUGGCGAAGCUUGCCCAAAUAGUCAGUCGCAGCCUCAACAUUUUCGAGCAUCGCACGAUCCAUCCGAUAUUCCGGGCCGAGCUCCGUAAAUACCGAGCGCCGGUCGACGUUUUCCUUACCCAGUGGCGCAGUUGCUGUCACUGUUGUGCUUGAAUCGCCAAUGGCACAUUCUCGAGCAUAAGAGACCUGGAUGGACCUCGGCA